AUGGCUGCACUGAGUUGUCUUUUGGACAGUGUUAGAAGGGACAUAAAGAAGGUGGACAGAGAACUUAGACAAUUGAGAUGCAUCGAUGAAUUCAGCACCCGAUGCCUGUGCGACUUGUACAUGCACCCUUACUGCUGCUGUGACCUGCACCCCUACCCGUACUGCCUGUGCUACUCCAAACGAUCGCGUUCCUGCGGCCUGUGUGACCUCUACCCGUGCUGCCUGUGUGACUACAAGCUGUACUGCCUGCGCCCGUCCCUCAGGAGUUUGGAGAGGAAAGCCAUCAGAGCCAUCGAGGACGAAAAGAGAGAACUUGCCAAGCUCAGAAGAACAACAAAUAGAAUCCUGGCCUCCUCUUGCUGUAGCAGUAACAUCUUGGGGUCAGUGAACGUGUGUGGCUUUGAACCUGAUCAAGUCAAAGUGCGAGUGAAGGACGGAAAGGUGUGUGUGUCGGCCGAACGGGAGAACAGGUACGACUGCCUCGGAUCCAAAAAGUACAGCUAUAUGAACAUCUGCAAAGAGUUCAGCCUGCCGCCAUGCGUAGACGAGAAGGACGUAACGUACUCCUACGGGCUCGGCAGUUGUGUCAAGAUCGAGUCUCCCUGCUACCCUUGCGCUUCCCCCUGCAACCCCUGCAGUCCCUGCGGUCCCUGCGGCCCCUGCAGUCCCUGCGGUCCCUGCGGCCCUUGCAACCCCUGCGACCCCUGCAAUCCCUGCUACCCCUGUGGAAGCCGAUUCUCCUGUAGGAAAAUGAUUUUGUAA
Messenger RNA from Sciurus carolinensis (gray squirrel), 762 nucleotides. RefSeq names its product outer dense fiber of sperm tails 1 (gene Odf1). The record is from RefSeq and is a predicted model, not a curated record. The coding region runs from base 1 to 762 and encodes 253 amino acids. The transcript has 2 exons. Gene Ontology annotation, cellular component: outer dense fiber. NCBI's taxonomy places the organism in Eukaryota, Metazoa, Chordata, Mammalia, Rodentia, Sciuridae.